Cyprinus carpio (common carp) is the source of this 1461-nucleotide messenger RNA. RefSeq names its product A disintegrin and metalloproteinase with thrombospondin motifs 2-like (gene adamts14). Gene Ontology annotation, molecular function: metalloendopeptidase activity. Gene Ontology annotation, cellular component: extracellular matrix. NCBI's taxonomy places the organism in Eukaryota, Metazoa, Chordata, Actinopteri, Cypriniformes, Cyprinidae. Gene Ontology annotation, biological process: proteolysis; extracellular matrix organization. The record is from RefSeq and is a predicted model, not a curated record. The coding region runs from base 78 to 443 and encodes 121 amino acids. The transcript has 2 exons.
AGGAGAAACCAGCGGAAAACACUCUGGAUAAAGUCUCUAAUGAGCCGUGUCUGGGUGAUAAGUCCAUCUUCUGUCAGAUGGAGGUUCUGGCGCGCUACUGCUCCAUCCCGGGUUAUCAUAAGCUCUGCUGCGAGUCCUGUAACAGGAAGUUGGGUUUCAGUACUGUUUCUCCAGACGUUCAUCCUCCCUUCUCUUGGCUUCCGGAUUUCACUUUCCCUCAACUACUUCAAACGAAUCCUGCCCCGACACAGCAGACGUCUGUAUCUCCAUCUACAGCGGCUCCGCUCAUGCACACCACUACAGCAGCUACCCAGAGACCGCCGCCCACUUCCUCCAGCCCUAAAGCGGACGAGAGCACGUCCCAUCCGGAGCCCGUCACCUCACUUCUACCUCCAGACGGACUCCAGAACCAGAGCACCACUGUGGACUCGCCGGUCACAUGAUCGCCGACCAAUCAGACAGCAGCUACCGGUUACCUCAGAACGAACCGACGUCACCCACAAUCCUCUGCUCCGUGUGUUGAACCGGGAGAAAACCGUGAAAGGUGCUGUUCUUGAAAUGCAGUGGCUCAAUCCGUGUUUUUUUGUGUGUGUGUUCAGGACUACUAGACGCACGCGUCUUCACUUUUUAGCGUGUUUGUGGCUGUAGCACAUCGUUAUUUGCUCAUAUAGUUAAUAGCAGUGUUAUUUUGAGUCUAGCUGCGUGCGUUUGCUUUGUAACUCUGAUGUAGUUUUGUGAUUGACCGACUUCAGCAGAGUUCACCCAGUUGGCCCAACGAAGGUAUCCAAGGUUUCCUGCUAAAUAAUUUAAUUUAAGUUAAAUACUAAUCUGGCUCCAUUUUAUUGUGAGAAAAAUACAAUAAAGCCAAGGCAACAGAUCCGCACACCAAACGAGAUGCAAAGUUCAAGGUCCUUUGAACAAGAGUUUAUUCCUAAAGAUUUACAUAGAGGUGAAAACAAAAACACAAAAAGUGCACAAAGAAAGAAGUGACUGUGCACACACAUACAAAACAGAUCAUCCGCAUAGCAACACCCUAGUAACCGCAUAGCAACACCUUAGCAACCGCCCCGGGUCUCUAGCAACCGCAUUAGCAACCACCCUGGGUACCCUAGCAACCGCAUGGCAACACCUUAGCAACCACCCUGGGUACCCUAGCAACCGCAUGGCAACACCUUAGCAACCACCCUGGGUACCCUAGCAACUGCAUGACAACACCUUAGCAACCACCCCGGUUCCCUAGCAACUGCAUGGCAACACCUUAGCAACCACCCCGGGUACCCUAGCAACCGCAUAGCAACACCUUAGCAACCACCUCAGGUAACCUAGCAACCGCAUGGCAACAUCUUAGCAACCACCCUGGGUACCCUAGCAACCGCAUGGCAACACCUUAGCAACCACCCCGGUUCCCUAGCAACUGCAUGGCAACACCUUAGCAACCACCCCGGGUACCCUAGCAACCGC